UUAGCUUCACAUUAUAUUUCCCUAGCUUCAGGAAGCUUUCCUAAGCUUUUGGAGUUAGUCACUUUUACUCCAUUUUUGUCGUCUCCUAAAUAUUAUUUAGGAGCUUUAUCUACCUUGUUAUUUCCAGAUUAAUUAAGAUCUAUCGACGAUGAAAGAAUUAAAGAAGAAGAUGAUUCCCCGUCUUUCAUUUUGUAUCAUUCUUUUGCUUGCCACAGAUAUUACCACCACCCUAGCACAAGAUAUUGCGUAUGAUUCGUCCGCUCCCACAGAGUGCAAAGAACAACCUGAGAAGCCACUUUAUGGAGGAGGAAUUCUCAAGGAUCAGAAAGCUACCUAUGAAACUGUGAAAAAUCAAUAUGGUUUUAGCAUCCGCGUCCUUUCAUAUCCCUUGCCUAAUCUUGUCCCAGGCACUUACUACAGCUUGUCCAGUUGGGUAAGAGUGAAAGGUGGUGCUGAGUCUGCUCUGAUAUGGGCAGGUGUUGGGACGGUGUCACAUUGCGAAGCCACAGUCGUUGCUAAGGAAGGAUGCUGGACCUUCCUCAAGGGUGGACUUUUCUUCACUGAACCUUUGAAUGCCUCUUCUUUAUAUUUCCAGUCGAUAAAUGGGCAGAAUGUGGAAAUAGAGAUUGCUAGUACUUCAUUGCAGCCAUUCACCGAGCAACAAUGGAGAGCAAAUCAACAAGUCAUGAUUAACAAGGAAAGAAAGCGUGAGAUGACAAUAAGAGUUAGAGACGCGAAAGGGAAGCCAUUAAAAGGCGCAACCGUGAAGGUGAAGCAACUCUCGAGCGCUUUCCCCUUUGGAGCUGCUAUAUCCGGCAUGAUCGUGGGCGACACGCGCUAUCAGGAGUGGUUCAAGAAAAGGUUCAGCGCGACCGUAUUCGAGAACGAGCUGAAGUGGCCGUCCAACGAGCCUCGGCCGGGCAGCCUGAACUACAAGACUUCGGACGAGAUGGUUGAGUUCGUGAGCAAGAACAAGAUCAUGACUCGAGGCCACAACGUGGUGUGGCAGGACCCGACGUUCGCGCCGUCGUGGGCCCGCAACCUGAGCGGGCCGCAGCUGGAGGAGGCGGUGGAGCGGAGGCUGAAGAGCGUGGUGGAGCGGUACCGCAACAAGUUCAUCCACUGGGACGUGAACAACGAGAUGCUGCACUACGACUUCUACGAGCGGCGGCUGGGGAACCCGAACGCGUCGCUGGAGAUGUACCGCAAGGUGCAGGAGAAGGACCCGCGCGCGAAGCUGUUCAUCAACGACUUCAAGGUGGUGGAGGAGUGCGGCAACGGCACGAACGUGGACGCGUUCGUGGCGAAGAUCAAGGAGUUCCAGCGGAGCGGGAUCGCGGCCCCGGGGGUGGGGCUGGAGGGCCACUUCAACGUGCCGAACCCGGCCUUCAUGAGGGCCGUGAUGGACAAGCUGGCGACGCUGGGGGUCCCGAUGUGGCUCACGGAGGUGGACAUCAGCUCCAAGUACUCGGAGGAGGAGCAGGCGGUGUACAUGGAGAGGGUGCUGCGGGAAGGGUUCUCCCACCCGGGCGUGGACGGGAUCAUCGUGUGGGCGGGCAUCACGCAGAAAGGGUGCUGGAACAUGUGCCUCACGGACCUCGCCUUCAACAACACCGUGGUGGGCGAUGUGGUGGACAAGCUGCUCAAGGAGUGGCAGACGGGUACGGUGAAGGGCGUCAGCAACACAAAGGGCGCGUUCAACCUCAACGCCUUUCUGGGCGACUACGUCGUCACUGUGGAGAACCGCUCCCGAGUGGUUACGAAGAAACUGUCGCUUUCCAAAGGGGAUGCUGCUCAACAUAUCACCAUCCACCUCAUCUAAUACGUACAUGCACCUGCACCACAUAUAUUAAUAAUAAUAAUAAUAAUUACUCAAUCCAUCUCAUUACAGUUAUGAUGAUAAUAAUAAUAAUAUACGAG
Molecule: messenger RNA, 1920 nt
Organism: Cuscuta europaea
Lineage: Eukaryota; Viridiplantae; Streptophyta; Magnoliopsida; Solanales; Convolvulaceae
Source: the annotation of a GenBank genome assembly